Messenger RNA from Desarmillaria tabescens, 1288 nucleotides. RefSeq lists its product as uncharacterized. The record is from RefSeq and is a predicted model, not a curated record. The coding region runs from base 378 to 1256 and encodes 292 amino acids. The transcript has a single exon. Lineage: Eukaryota; Fungi; Basidiomycota; Agaricomycetes; Agaricales; Physalacriaceae.
UUUGGGACAUUGAAAAGUCGGACUUCGUACUUCCAUCCAAGCCUCCUUCUCCUGCUAGUAGCCCUGCGAGGGUAUCAGUCGUAUUGGACGCGCGCCGCCUUCAUUGGGCUUCAGAUAGUAGUAAAGUCAAGGAUAAUCAACCCUAUGCCUCCUCUCCAGCGAUGUCUGUUUCGAAGUCGCCUCUUGCUCAAGUGGACCAUAUUUCGAGCCCCUCCUUGGGCCCUCUCAGUCAGCGUCACAACAAGGAUGCCAUAUCCAUCCUGCGGCUCUGCCUGCUGUCUGUGUACCCUCGAAAUACUUUCCUUCUGCAUCCGCUCCUAUCGUUUCAAGCGCAUCAUCCAAAAUCAAUGUAGAGCCUGUGGAAAACUCAACGGUCAAUGCAUUUGUACAAGGAUCCGACCUUCAAUCCGUUGUCGUCGGGUGCUCAAUUCUUAGGCGACGUCAUUGACAGUGCACCUCGACACGUGAACCUUCACCAGUAUCAUGUUUCUCCUGUACUCAAGCGCCAUGUCACUUUUGAAAUCCUAGAUGAGAAUCAGGAGCAAGGUAAUCUGACCGUGGACGUGUACGAAUGCGACGAACAUUACUUGGAAGGCGAUUCGUGGAACGAUUCAAUGGAAUGUCCCGUUCACUACCGAUUCCAUGAUGCAAGCAAUGUUCUUGAUCUUGGUGGAUACGCAACGGACUUGGACUACCGACAAUUUCGUGGCGAUGCAGGCUUCCAGAUCGAAGACGAGAGUUUUGAAAUGAACGAUGCCUUCAUGAUCUCCUCUGUCACUCCAGGUUAUGUUGGCCCAAAUCAUUACCAUACGGAAUCCUACGAUUAUGCAGACGACGAGAAUUAUUACGAUGAUGGGCGUGACGAAGAAAUGUUCUCUGUCUUUCAAGUUGGUGGCGACGGUCAGCAUGCGCCUGACUUAUGCGAAACUUACGACAUUUCCGACGAUGGCUGUCUGGACAGUUUCGUUUCCGAUUUCCCAUCAGUCGAUAAUGCAUGCAAUGGGAACGAAAGUGGGCAGAUGGACGAAAGUUUAGCUUUUGCUUCGCCUGAGCUUAUGGCAUCUGCAGAAACUUCUAUAGAUGGUGCAGGCGAUGAUUCUCUAGGGGGCCUGCACAAUUUUCUUGGGGGUCGAGAGCUGUUGUGUGGUUUUUCAGAGGCAUUUUCCCGAGAGUUUGAGCGGCCCGGUCCGACAGCGUCUGCAGAGGCGCAAGUAGCCAAAACAUUGCGUGACCACUGGUUACCCCAGAGAUUGUAAUACCAAUGUGGUAUAAAUAUAGUAAAGGACGG